Molecule: messenger RNA, 2115 nt
Organism: Populus euphratica (Euphrates poplar)
Lineage: Eukaryota; Viridiplantae; Streptophyta; Magnoliopsida; Malpighiales; Salicaceae
Gene: FIP2
Product: FRIGIDA interacting protein 2
Exons: 1
Coding region: 416-1816 (466 amino acids)
Source: RefSeq, a predicted model, not a curated record
GAGAGAUAAUUUCCCUAACAUGUUUUCUGUAGGCCCCACUCCAAUUGUUCAUUUCCGGUCCAAGUAAUAAAACAAAAGGGACCAAUUAACUUUUCAACCACUUUACACACCAUAUGAUACCCCACCCCCACCAAAAAGGAGCAGCGACCCGGAAGUGCGUCUUCGGCGUGGGUGGCGGCGAAGUUGGUGCCAAUUUCUUUUGUUACUAUUUACUACUACUAGAGAUUAGUCUGUCUCAUUGUGCGCACCCCCAUCCCUCAACCAAUCCCACGUCAGGCGGUUGCCCCCUCUUAAACUCCCUCCCCAAUCCUCGCAAUGCCUUUAACUACAACAAUAACCGCCACCAGCGACCCAUUCUCUCCUCCUUUCCUAACCUACGCCUCUUUUUUCCUCUCCUUAUCAUUCACCCACCACCAUGUCAACAGCACCAUCUUCUGAUUUCACCACCAAGCGGGUCCCUCCGCCAUGCUGGACCCAAGAAGAGUCACUUGCCCUAAUCAAAGCCUACCGUGACAAAUGGUACUCCGUCAACCGCGGAAACCUCCGCGUCGCCGACUGGGAAGCCGUGGCCAUUGCCGUCCCACUUAAAUCGUCCCUCCAGUGCCGCCACAAGAUCGAGAAGCUUCGGAAACGGUAUCGUGCGGAAAAACAGAAGUGUCUAAAGUACCCAGGUCGGUUUUCUUCUUCUUGGGAUCUGUUCCCUUUGUUAGAUUCAAUGGAAAUUGGGUCUCUAGGGUCUAAAGUAGAGCAAGAAUUCGAUAAAGGGAAUGAUGCUGGAGAUGGGAUUUGUGUAAAAACGUUAGGAGAUAGGAAUUUGCUGACUGCUCAAAAGAAUGGGAAAAUUAAUGGGGAUUUGGAUCCAGAUUUUGCUCUUCGGGCUAGGAAAUAUAGCAAGGUUGAUGGAGGUUUCAACAUUAGUAAGGAUUCGGGAAGUGGGUUUGGUGUUAGCUCUGUUGCAUUUAGACCUAAUGAUUAUGUUGGAGUUAAUGGGAAUAUUAAGGCUAAUGUUGGUUUUCCAUGUGAUCAUGGAGGCGAGGUUGGUUAUAAAAUGGAAAAGACACAAGGGGAUAGGCGCUUUAUGCCUCAGGGAGUUAGAUUACCGGAUCACGGAAUGAUGGCUGAUCAUUAUGGCUCAUAUAAUAGUGAUUUUUCUAAAGGUGUCGAUGUCUACGAGGGGUUUCCGCUGAAGUCCUUAGGUGAUAGGAAUUUGCCGAUGCAGGGGCUUAACCCAAAGAACUAUAAAAAUAUUGAUAGGAAGCCCACUCCUUAUUUCUGUGAUGAUGAUCAUGUGGAGAUUGACUAUAGAAUUGAUAAAAGAGACAGGCUUGGCAAAAAGGUUAAUGAUGGUUGGAGUUCCUCAUUUCCAGGGUUUAUACCAAAUAACUGUGGAAAUAUUGAUGGGAAGUCAAGGUCUGAUUCUCGCUCAAGGGCUUUGAAGGGGUCUGUGAAUGUUGAGACGAAUGGCAAUGGUGAUGGAGUUAAGAGAGAGGCAGAUUCGGUUGCGUUGUUGGUGUCAGCAAUUGAGCAGGCUACAGAAAGCUUUGUGAGGGUGGAGAUGAUGAAGAUGGACAUGGCGAUGGAGAUUGAGAAAAUGAGGAUGGAAAUGGGGUUGAAGCAUAACCAGAUGAUACUAGAGUCACAGCAACAGAUUGUGGAUGCACUUGCGAAAGCCAUGCUGGAAAAGAAGAAAAGGAGGAAAGUGGAGGUGCUGUCAUCCAAUUCAAACAGAAAUGGAUAUGCUCAAGUUGCUGCAGUGGAUUGUGAAAGCAUUGGUAAAAGUAGUAUAGUAAAAGAAAGCGAAGCUUGUGUCAGAUGAUUAUCGGAACAAGCACAAGUCAUCGUUGUUUUUUUUUUUUUUCCCUGUUAUUUUCAGGGCGAAUCAAUUUUUUUUUUUUGUUACUAUAAGUAAUACAUGCAAUGAUAUCUCUUUCUCAUCAGUAAAUAUCAAGAGUUCUACUACAGGAUGAUAGAUUUUCCUUUGAUCUCAAUGAAUAGUGUACCUAGUGGGUUUUUGAAGCUGUUCAGUGCAUUUAUUACCUUGUUCUUACUGUUGUGAAUAUGACAAAUCUUAAUUGAUAACUUAUUUCAAGUAUCAACAGAAUUUUUCCUUUCUAA